AAGCAGAGAUUUCUAAACCACAAGGAUGAAGAAGAUUGCAGUCCUGAUUCUAGCAUUCAGCGGCUGUCUAUCUGAAGCGCAAGUCAAUGAAAACAAUGACAAAGCCUGUCAGUGCUCAGGAUCAACCAGUUGCUGUGAAAUCUACUCUCUAACUUCCAUAACUCAAAGCCUGGGAGCAAUGGGAGAGAAAAUCGCAAACAUGGCGGAAAAAAUAACACUCCUGGAGGCUAAGUUGCAAAACACUGAAAAAGAGGUUCUGGAGCUGCGGAGCCUGAGUCUGACUGGAGGCAAACCUGAGGUGGCCUUUUCUGCAGCGCUCAGAGAAUCUGGCUCUGGAAACACUGGACCUUUCACCACUGCUACCCCACUGCAGUAUAAGAAAGUCUUCUCCAACACUGGCAAUAACUACAAUCCUUCAACAGGCAUUUUCACAGCAAUGGUCAAAGGAAUGUACUUCUUUCGAUUCUCCAUGUUCAACAACCUCAAUGCUGUCCCCAGCUCUGUUGUGAGCCUCAUGAAGAACGGUGUCCGGCUCACAUCUGUCUGGGACACCUCAGGGUCUGACAGCAACGACAUGGGCAGCAACGCUGUGGUCAUCCCCCUCGAGGUGGGAGACAAUGUGUAUGCAGAGCUCCAGGCAAACAGGAUAGUCUAUGAUGACAGCAUGAACUACAACACCUUCAGUGGUUUUCUGCUCUUCACUAUGUGAUUCAAACAACAUGAUUUCAGGUCUGCCUGGGUCUUCGUGCUUUGACAGUAAAUAUCUAACUUUAUUCAUUCUGCUAACUCAUAGCUUGGGAAGUAAAAUCUGUGAAAAACUAGACACACACAAGCCAUGUGCUGUGUAUGGAUUUUAGAUUAGACAUUGUAAUAAUGAUAAUACCUGGAUAUAAAAAUAAAUAUCAAGCUUACUCUUCA
This is a messenger RNA of Morone saxatilis (striped sea-bass), 918 nucleotides long. Its product is annotated as complement C1q-like protein 2. Gene Ontology annotation, molecular function: protein binding. Lineage: Eukaryota; Metazoa; Chordata; Actinopteri; Moronidae. The transcript is spliced from 3 exons. The record is from RefSeq and is a predicted model, not a curated record. Bases 26 to 709 code for a protein of 227 amino acids.